AUGGGAUUCUGGAGCGGCAUUGCAGAUGCCUUCUCACGCGAUGGAGGCGCAACGCAUUUCUGUGAGAAACUGCCAGUUAUUGGACAUGUUACCGCAGGUAUUCAGCUGUUAGCAGGCAAUCCUGAACAUGCCAAGCGCGCUGCUGCUACAGCUACAAAUUCCACACUCACGGCUGGGGGCGCGGUUGCUGGAUUCAUGGCUGGCGGCCCUCUUGGUGCCGCGGGUGGUGCUGCGCUGGCGUCGACCGCUGGCAUUGCGUGCGAGUAUGGGAUCAGCACUACCAUCGAUGACCAGAAUGUGAAAGGAAACGUGGGUGAAGUGAGCAUCAAGAGAAUUGUUGUCGAUGGAGCGCUGUCUUCAAUCACUGCUGUCAUACCUGGAGGAACUGCAGUGAUUGGCAGCGCGGGCAAGGAAGUUGCAAAACAAUCCAUCAGUUCGGCUGUCAAAACGGGUGUUCUCACAGGUCUCUCCACUGCCGUACAAGGUUACUCGAAAGGCCAAGUGAGACCUACGACGGGUGAACCAGAAGAACCCGAAGAGAAGAAGGACCUAGUCCGAGUGGUAACACUUGGUCAAGAACAGGCCGCUCAACACCUGAUUAGGGUCGUGAAGAACUUCAAGACCGAGCUCGCGGUCAGUCCUUUCAAUGAUUGGACUCGUCUCAACGGCGAUGCGAGAGACCUGAGUGGCUUGUGCCAUAAUCUUGCGCAAUCUCUACCUACUAUCAGACUUGACUGCGACUGGACAAUCGUAAAUGGAUUCUAUGAGGGAGGAAAAAACGUGUGGACAACCAACGAAGACUGCUUCGUUCGUCUGGAGUCAAAGCUAAAGGAAACGAGGGCUCAAAACGAAGCGAAAUGGAUAACAUGCAGAGAAGGAAGAGUGGCCAUCAGAAGCGCAAUCAAAAUGCUCGAUGAACGGAUGGCUUCUGAGGUCGUAAGAGUACCACGCGAAAUGGUGAGGAAUUGGAUGGAAUUUGUUGUACAAUAG
Messenger RNA from Alternaria atra, 990 nucleotides. RefSeq lists its product as uncharacterized. The record is from RefSeq and is a predicted model, not a curated record. The transcript has 2 exons. NCBI's taxonomy places the organism in Eukaryota, Fungi, Ascomycota, Dothideomycetes, Pleosporales, Pleosporaceae. The coding region runs from base 1 to 990 and encodes 329 amino acids.